Messenger RNA from Erythranthe guttata (spotted monkey flower), 2646 nucleotides. RefSeq lists its product as uncharacterized. The record is from RefSeq and is a predicted model, not a curated record. NCBI's taxonomy places the organism in Eukaryota, Viridiplantae, Streptophyta, Magnoliopsida, Lamiales, Phrymaceae.
CUGUGCGCCUGCUGUCAAAAACCCAUAACAUAAAAACAAAAAAAUAAAGAAAAGAGAAGAUUCCCUCUUCUCCACCAUCUUCCUUUUCGCCCUUUUCCCCAAACCCUCAUAUUCCUUUUUUCCACCUCCACCAUGCCUUAACCCAUAUCAAUUUCCGAUGGGUUGCGCCACCUCCAAGCUCGACGACUUACCCGCCGUCGCUCUCUGCCGCGACCGCUGCUCUUUUCUCGAUGAAGCCGUACGGCACCGUUUCGCCUUCGCCGAAGCCCAUGCUGCUUAUCUUCUCUCUCUCAAGUCCGUCGGCGUUUCCUUGGACCGCUUUUUCAACCAAGAUCUCGACCCUUCUUCAUCCCUCAACCUCCCCCCGCCGCAGGGGAAGGGGGCUUCCUCUCCGCCCAAAAUUCAGCACCAUCUCCACUCCCACUCCAACUCCGGUUCUCAUCUCCACUUUCAUUCCGGCUCCGACGACGACGACUCCGGUUCUGAUUCCUUGCCUCAUCAUCAUGACGACAGCUCGCCGGUUCAUCACCAGCACCCCUACGGCGGCGGCUACAUGCCUGAUUACGGGAAUCCCAAUCUCAAUUUCCCUGGCGGCGGCGGCGGAGGGGGGUUUAUGAAUAUGAGUUAUAUGAAGAAACAAACGACGGCGUCUGUAGUGUACACACAACGGCCUAUGAGUCUAGAAACCAUGCAUAUGGGUGAAUCUUCCGCUUCCUCUUCUUCCUAUUAUCCUAAUUAUCCCAAUUACCUCACUAACACUAAUCAGAAUAACGGUUAUCAAAGCUACGGUGCCGGAGGUGGAUAUGGUUCUUCUUAUCCACCACCACCGGCGGUCGUGUCAAGUUCGAAACUGCCUCCAGCUCCGCCCUCACCUCCAAGAAGCUCCACGUGGGAGUUUCUAAACCCAUUCGAGACCUUUGAGAAGUAUUACCCUGCUUACACUCCAACCCAAGACUCGAGGGAGGUGAGAGAGGAAGAAGGUAUACCCGAUUUGGAGGAUGAUGGCGGCAACGAGGUGGUGAAAAAAGAAUUUCACGGCGAUCGGAAGCUUAUGGAUGGUGGUGGAAGAAGCAGCCACUCAAAGGCGGCAGCAUCCGAAGAGGUUGCUGAGGUGGCAAAAAAUGAUUCUGAAUUGCAGCACAUGGUGUAUAAGAAUGUGGUGGAUGUUGAGGAGAGGCCGAAAGAGCGUGGAUUUAAGGCCCGUGGUGGAUUAAAGGGAGAUAUUGAAGUUGUGAAAGAGAUUCAAGUUCAAUUCGACCGCGCUUCGGAAUCUGGAACCGAGCUUGCUAAGUUUCUUGAAGUUGGGAAACUUCCAUAUAAAUGGAAACACAGCAGCCAUCAUGUUCCUUCAAAGAUAUUCCAUUUGCCUUGGAUAUCUAAAAGCUCCGGUAAUGGUGAUCAUGUCAUCUUAGAUGUCGAUUACGAUGUUGAGUUGCGGUCUAAAAAUCUUUCUUCCACUCUACAUAAGCUCUAUCUCUGGGAGAAAAAACUGUACGAAGAAGUUAAGGCAGAGGAGAAAAUGAGAGUUCUCCAUGAAAGGAAGUCCAAAAAAAUCAAGAAUAUGGAUGAAAGGGGCGCCGAGGCUAACAAAGUCAACGCAACCAGAACAUUAGUCAGAAGUCUUUCCACGAAAAUGAAUAUCGCAAUUCAAGUAGUCGAUAAGAUCUCAGUCAAGAUAAAUAACUUGAGGGAUGACGAAUUAUGGCCACAGCUAAACGAAUUCAUUCAAGGGUUAACUAGAAUGUGGAAAUCGAUGCUCGAGUGCCAUCACAAUCAAUGCCAAGCAAUCGGAGAAGCCAAACUUUUAGACACAAUAGCAUUCCGAAAGCAUUUUAGUGAUUCCCAUUUCGAAGCCACACGCCAGCUGGAACAUGAUCUCGUUAAUUGGACACUAAAAUUCUCGUAUUGGAUUUCCGCACAAAAGAGUUACGUACGAGCAUUGAACAACUGGCUUAUGAAGUGUCUUCUCUAUGUUCCGGAAGAAACAUCAGACGGGAUAGUUCCAUUCUCUCCUAGUAGAAUCGGUGCUCCUCAAGUGUUUGUUGUCUGUAAUCAUUGGUCACAAUCAUUGGACAGAAUGUCUGAAAAGGAAGCGGUCGAUUCUAUGAGAGGCUUUGCUUCGAAUGUGCUUCAGCUGUGGGACCGGGAUAAGGCGGAGAUGCGUCAGAGAAUGUUGUCGGAAAAAGACGAGAGAAAAAUAAAGAGUUUGGAUAAGGACGACCACAAGAUGCAAAAGGAGAUUCAGACAUUAGACAAGAGAAUGAUAACGAUGUCUUCUUCGGUUGUGUACCAGAGCGAGACAACAACAACUAAAGGAGGGAGUUUACAGGGUAGUCUUCAACGUGUUCUUGAAGAAAUGGGGAAAUUUACUGCUAAUUCGCUGAAAGUUUACGAGGAGUUAUUGCAAGUUAUUGAAGAGGAUCAUCAUAUUAGACACGAGAAUGACAAAGUUUCUUAGUUUUCGAUUUUGUUUUACUUACCAUUAUUUUUUUUUUUUUUUGGUGAUGAGAUAUCUAUAGAGAAUAAUAAAUAAAGGAUGCUGCUUUAUGACACAAGUCAUGUAAGUUGUGAUAGUAAUGUUAGGCCAUGUAAAGUUACUAGUGCACUAGUUUUUAUGUACUUUGUUACAUUGACAUUUUUGUAUAC